Molecule: messenger RNA, 3129 nt
Organism: Myotis brandtii (Brandt's bat)
Lineage: Eukaryota; Metazoa; Chordata; Mammalia; Chiroptera; Vespertilionidae
Gene: POLR3E
Product: polymerase (RNA) III (DNA directed) polypeptide E (80kD)
Exons: 20
Coding region: 195-2390 (731 amino acids)
Biological process (GO): DNA-templated transcription
Cellular component (GO): nucleus; RNA polymerase III complex
Source: RefSeq, a predicted model, not a curated record
AUUGACUCCAGGAAACAUGUAGAAAGAAGAUCAACAACUGUUUGUCUUGGGCUCCUCCCUCCCAGAGUCCCAGAGCAGCACCUGUUACGGAAUGGGCACAGUGGAGUGUCGGCUGGACGGUGACUGACAGGCCAGGCCUUCCGCUCUCCCUUACAGAUUGAGUCUGCGGACCUCACGGCUGGCUCCCCCCUAGUAUGGCCAAUGAAGAGGAUGACCCAGUCGUACAGGAGGUCGACGUGUACUUGGCCAAAAGUCUGGCGGAGAAGCUCUAUCUGUUUCAGUACCCUGUGCGCCCAGCCUCGAUGACCUACGAUGACAUCCCGCACCUCUCGGCCAGGAUCAAGCCCAAGCAGCAGAAGGUAGAGCUUGAGAUGGCCAUCGACACCCUGAACCCCAACUACUGCCGCAGCAAAGGGGAGCAGAUCGCGUUGAAUGUGGAUGGCACCUGCGCAGACGAGACCAGCACCUACUCCUCGAAGCUGAUGGACAAGCAGACAUUCUGCUCCUCCCAGACCACCAGUAACACAUCCCGCUAUGCUGCUGCGCUCUACAGGCAAGGUGAGCUCCACCUGACGCCUUUGCACGGCAUCCUGCAGCUUCGGCCCAGCUUCUCCUACCUGGAUAAGGCCGACGCCAAGCACCGGGAGAGGGAGGCAGCCAGCGAGGCGGGGGACUCUUCGCAGGACGAGGCAGAAGAAGAUGUGAAGCAGAUCACGGUGCGGUUCUCCCGGCCCGAGUCGGAGCAGGCUCGGCAGCGCCGCGUGCAGUCCUACGAGUUCCUGCAGAAGAAGCAUGCUGAGGAGCCCUGGGUCCACCUGCACUACCACGGCCUGAGGGACAGCCGUUCUGAGCACGAGCGCCAGUACCUGCUGUGCCAGGGCUGCAGCAGCGCCGAAAACACGGAGCUCAUCAAGUCGCCCAGUGAGUACCUCCUGAUGUUGGUGCCGCCCAGCCAGGAGGAGGAGAAAGACAAACCUGUGGCCCCCAGCAACGUCCUGUCCAUGGCCCAGCUGCGCACCCUGCCCCUGGCCGAUCAGAUCAAGAUCCUGAUGAAGAACGUGAAGGUCAUGCCUUUUGCCAACUUGAUGAGCCUCCUGGGCCCCUCUGUGGACUCCGUGGCUGUUCUGCGUGGCAUCCAGAAGGUGGCGAUGUUAGUCCAAGGAAAUUGGGUGGUGAAGAGUGACAUCCUGUACCCCAAGGACUCCUCCAGCCCUCACAGUGGUGUGCCCGCCGAGGUGCUCUGCCGGGGCCGAGACUUCGUUAUGUGGAAGUUCACUCAGAGCCGGUGGGUGGUGAGGAAAGAGGUGGCCACAGUGACAAAACUCUGUGCGGAGGAUGUGAAGGACUUUCUGGAGCACAUGGCCGUGGUGAGGAUCAACAGAGGCUGGGAGUUCGUCCUGCCGCACGACGGGGAGUUCAUCAGGAAGCACCCCGACGUGGUCCAGCGGCAGCACAUGCUGUGGACGGGCAUCCAGGCCAAAUUAGAAAAAGUCUAUAACCUGGUGAAGGAAACCACGCCAAAGCAGCCGGAUGGACAAACAGGUGUGCGGCGAUCGGCUGGGCAGGCCUCACCUCACAGCGGGCUCGGGGCUGGGCCUGGAGACAGGCCUGCGGGGCUGGUGUCUGGGGACCAGCGGGUCCAAGUAGCCAAGAGCAGGGCCCAGCAGAACCACACGCUGCUGGAACGGGAGCUGCAGCGGAGAAAGGAGCAGGUCAGGGCGUCCGCGGUCCUGCCUGGUGUGCAGAUCAAGGAGGAGCCCCUGAGUGAGGAGGGAGAGGAAGAGGAGGAGCAAGCCAUGGAGGAGGGCGAGCCCAUGGACACCUCACCCAGUGGUGGCUUCCACAGCAGGCUGACCAAUGGGCUGCCUGUGGGGUGGGCCGUAGGCGGGGACGGCUUCAAUGGGCACCUGCCCCCCAGCUGUGCCAGCACCCCAGUGGCCCAGGAGCUGCGGGCCUUUGUGGAGGCCACCUUCCAGAGACAGUUUGUGCUCACGCUGAGCGAGCUUAAGCGCCUCUUCAACCUGCACUUGGCUAGCCUGCCCCCUGGCCACACGCUCUUCAGUGGCAUCUCGGACCGAAUGCUGCAGGACACGGUGCUGGCCGCUGGCUGCAAGCAGAUACUGGUGCCUUUUCCCCCACAGACGGCCGCUUCCCCGGAUGAGCAGAAGGUGUUCGCCCUCUGGGAGUCUGGAGACAUGAGUGAUCAGCAUCGACAGGUUUUGCUUGAAAUUUUCUCCAAAAAUUACCGAGUACGCCGGAACAUGAUCCAGUCUCGGCUGACUCAAGAGUGUGGAGAAGAUCUCAGUAAACAGGAGGUGGAUAAAGUGCUAAAGGACUGCUGCGUAAGCUAUGGUGGCAUGUGGUACCUUAAAGGGACAGUACAGUCUUGACAGUUGUCACAAGCCACUACCCUGGUGAAUCUCAGCCCCGGGAAGGACAGCAGAGCCAGCAGAGGUGGAAGUAGAGUCUCGGUUGCUUCAGAAGACACAGAGCAAGAGGGACUGACCAUCUCGAGGCCUAUGGCAUCGCACCGUCCAGGGGACGAGGGGAUGGCAUUCAGCCAAUGCUAGGAUCACCUUCAGUUGCAUCGCUCCCAGAAGAGACCAUCAGAACCUUCUUUGCAGUACAAUUUGAAAAGCCUGGUUUAUUUUGGUUAUUUGGUUUCAUUCUCAUAGUAGAGUGUAUUCUGACAUGGGCAGGAUGAUGAAAAUCAUGGUUUAAUAUUCUACUUUUCAAACUUAAUGCCAACAAGGUCUAAGUUAUGUUUACAAGAUAAAAAAACCUCAAGGUUUUUAAUAUUUAAAAUGCCUAGAAGCCAAUAUUUAGUCUUUGAUGAUCUAUCUGCUAAGACUUCUGCCAAUUUCAUUAAACAAACCAAAUUGAAUUGUUUUACUGUUAGGUUUCUAUGGCCACUUUACCUUGUAAAACAACCUUCUUUAUGUAGCAGUCUCAACUGUUUACAUGAACCAUAGCAAAAAACCAGAAUCAAAUCCAUCUAUUCUUAAUGUUUGCAUAAGGAUGCAAACAAAAUCAGGUAAGUAUGGAACAGUGUAUAAGUGAGGUUAUCACACUUUGAUGUAAAAAAUUUCUAUUUUGUGUAUUUUUAAAUAAAUGUUAACACUAACCUGG